GACAGUGCAAUACGAUCACUUAUAUUUAUAUGAUAUUGGAAGGAAGAGGUGGUACACAUUUUUUCUCCCGUGAAAUGGAUUUUAAUUGUGGAUUAUUAAUUAUUUGACUUUUGAAACUAAUUAUGAUCAUGAAUUUGUUAUAAUUAAAUGUUUAGUGUAAUGUUCUGAAAGUGAUUUGAUUUGAGAAUUUUUCUUCUAUACUGGAUAUAAUUUUGGGUUAAAUACCUGGAUAAAAUAAACAUUACAAUAUAAACAAAUCAAAAUAUUUGAAGUGACGGUGUGGAAAAAAUUGAAUUUGUGCGUUAUAUAAUGUAAUAAUAUGAAGGACAGGUGCAGAUCUCAUAGUCCAAGUCAAAUUCUUCAACAAGGAGAAACUGUCAACAUGCAGACAAUACUUGCUAAAGCUGUCUAUGACAACAAAGCAGAAACCCCAGAUGAACUUGCCUUCAGACGAGGAGAUGUUUUGUCUGUUAUUGAACAGGACACAGGUGGUCUGGAGGGCUGGUGGCUGUGCUCCUACAGGGGAAAACAAGGAAUUGCUCCAGGGAACAGGCUACAACUUCUGACAGGGAUGCAGGAUUCAGACUACCAGUCUCCAAUGACACAGAAACAGCUAAAUAGACGGAGCUGGGAUGUCACACCAAACAAGGUUGGAACACCAACGAAGAUAGGAAACCAACAACAAUUUAUCUUUGAAUCUCCCGAAAUGCCAACACAGGAUUAUGAUGUGCCUCAAACACGUCGCCAACCAAUAGAAGGUCAGGAGAACUAUGACACACCACCAAAACUUAACAGCCAAAAUAGUUUUGAACAAUUGGAUUAUGACACUCCCCCACAACAGAAAAACUUCCAGCACAAUCAAGAAAAUAAUCAAAUGACACCACAGAGUUUGUUUCCAACAGAAUUCUAUGAUGUUCCAACAUCACUAUCGAAUCGUUCCAGCCUUAUGUCAAACUUAUCCCACCUUUCUCAUUUAUCCAAUGAAUCAUUUUCAUCCAGUAGUGCUUCAAACAAAAGUAGUGGUAGAAAUCAAGGAUCCAAUCAGGGAAGUAUGACUGAUUCGGCUCGUUCAAGCAUGGAUAUUUCACCACAUGACUUUUAUGAUGUACCUCCGUCAAGACUGCAAGCUUUGCCUUUUAAUCAUCAUAAACAACCAUCAGCUGAUUCAGGAUUAGACAUGUAUGAUUCUCCACAAAAACAGAAAUCUGGUACUGAUUCUAUGGAGGAUUAUGAUGUACCAAAAGCAGAUUAUGACAUCCCUAAAUCUCACAGCGACUCUUUUAUCAGUCCUGGAAAGCAAGCCGAAAAUGCGUAUGAUAUUGCUGAUCAAUCCUCUGUCAUUGAACAUGAUAUUGAUGAUAUAUAUGAUGUACCAAAAAGUAAUACACUUGUGCGUAAAAAUGAAAAGAACUUUCUUUCUGAUGAGCUUGAUGGUAAAUCUAGGAGAAGAGAAAAAUCUGGGGACAGAACUCUUACAAGGGGAGAGAGAUGUGGUGGUGUUUAUGAUAUUCCACCACAAGUGACAAGGGACUCCAUGUUUUCCUCCAAAUCAGAUUCAUCUGAAAGUACAGAUGAAGGUUACAGGUUGUCAAUUUGUAGUUUGGAUUCUAGAAAUUCUGACAUUCCAAUUUAUGAUGAAUUGCCUUAUGAUCUUGAUGCAGCCAUGGAUUUGAUGGUUAAACUGCAACAAGAUGUGCAAAAGGCUACAACAAAAUUGUGUAGCUUUAUAAGCAGUAGUUGGCGAAGGAAAGAUGUUCUAGAACCUAAUUUGUACAAUAUCAAAUCAGCAUGUACUAAAGUAAAGGCAACUUUGGAUGAAUUUCUGGAAUUUGCCCAAGGUACAUUAGCAAACUCUGCUAAACUGCCAGAAAAGAAACUCAUUAAUAAACUGACAAAACAAUUAUGUCCAUUGUUACAAAAUCUGACCCAAAUCAAGUCAUGUUUAAAGAAUCUAGAAUUGACCAAUUGGCAGUUAUCUAGUCUUGUGUCAAAUGAUGCUUCAAUAGAUGAUGAUUUAGGCAAAAUUGCAUCAAUUUCUAAAGAUCUCACAACUGAUGUUAAAAAGAUGGUUUCUCUCAUUCAUGGCAACUCUACAUUACUGUUCAAAAGAGCUCAGGACUCAAAUCAUAGUUUUUCAACACCACCAAAGCCACCAGUGGCUCAAAAACCAACCGUUUUGCCUAAACCAAGUAUAACUAAUGUUCAAGGUCGACCCCUGCCUGCACCACCAAGACCCCUGCCACCAACACCAACAGACAAAAAGUCAAUGAGUUUUGAUUCAAAGACUGCUUCUGUUGAAUUUAAACGGGAUUCUGGAGAUUUAAGAAGGUUAUCUGAAGAAUUCAAACAAAUGUCUAUGGAUACUUAUAAAGCACAAGAUAAAGUUAAAGAUGAGAAUGACAUUAUCGAAGAAUAUGAUUAUGUGCACUUGGAUUCGCCUGAAGGUUCUGAUGUUUCUAAGACAAAAAUAGAUAAAUCAAAAUUGGAGCAACAAAACCUUCAUCCUGAUCUGGAUGAUAAACCUGUGAAAGAAACAUCCCCAAUGAGAGAAUUAACACCCCCUAAAAUUGGAAGUCGUACAAGCUCACCAAUGCGAGAAAAUUCUCCAUCAAAACAAUUCAUGAAAAAAUCAAAUAGCAUGGAUGAUAUAUUAUCCAACAAAAUCAGUGCUCCUGAACCAUUAUUUGUGAAAACACCAGUUGACAGAAAUUUCAAACUAACGUCGCCAAAUUCCCUACCAUCGACAAUCAAACUAGAUCCAAAUGAUAAACAAGUGGUGUGUUAUUAUUCAAGUCAGUUAGAUACUCAUUCAACUUUACUGACCAAUGCUGUUGAUGCAUUCUUCUCUUGUAUCGAAUGUGGACAUGGACCAAAAGUAUUUAUAUCAAACAGUAAAUUUGUUGUCGUUUCCGCUCAUAAACUUGUAUAUAUUGGGGACACACUACACAGAAACUUGAUGAAUAUUGAAGUUAGAAAUAAGAUAAUGCAUUGUGCAAAUCAUUUAUGUGAUAUUCUCAAAUUGACAGUAUCUACAACUAAAACUGCAGCAUUACAAUACCCAUCUAUUCCUGCUGUGCAGGAAAUGGUGGAUAGAGUUGUCGAUGUUUCUCAUGCAGCUUAUGAACUAAAACUUGUGAUAGGACAGGCUGCUGCUUUGUAGUGCUCUUUAUAUCUUGAUACAAAGCUUACGUAAAUGUCUUAGAAAUGUUAUUAAGUAUCAGUAUUCCUUUUAUUUUUAAGAUUGUGUUAGAAAUAAUCAAUAUAACACAACAAUAAUUUGAAGAAAAAAAACAUUUGUGAAUAAAUAUACAUAUUUUC
This is a messenger RNA of Mytilus trossulus (common blue mussel), 3318 nucleotides long. Its product is annotated as breast cancer anti-estrogen resistance protein 1-like. Gene Ontology annotation, biological process: cell migration; cell surface receptor protein tyrosine kinase signaling pathway. The transcript has 3 exons. Gene Ontology annotation, molecular function: protein binding. Bases 320 to 3160 code for a protein of 946 amino acids. The record is from RefSeq and is a predicted model, not a curated record. Lineage: Eukaryota; Metazoa; Mollusca; Bivalvia; Mytilida; Mytilidae. Gene Ontology annotation, cellular component: cytoplasm; plasma membrane.